Molecule: messenger RNA, 1742 nt
Organism: Seriola aureovittata
Lineage: Eukaryota; Metazoa; Chordata; Actinopteri; Carangiformes; Carangidae
Gene: cenpx
Product: centromere protein X
Exons: 5
Coding region: 57-302 (81 amino acids)
Biological process (GO): resolution of meiotic recombination intermediates; kinetochore assembly; DNA repair
Cellular component (GO): FANCM-MHF complex; Fanconi anaemia nuclear complex
Molecular function (GO): protein heterodimerization activity
Source: RefSeq, a predicted model, not a curated record
AGAUCAAUGGCCAAUCCCUGCGCAGAGCGCCAAGUUCCUUACACAGAAUCAAAAACAUGGCGGAACAGAGUGCAGAAAUUGGCUUCAAAAAGGACACAGUAAGCAAACUCUUGUCAUGUUUCUUCAAGGAGGAAAAAACCAAACUAAGUGGGGAUGCUGCGCUGCUCAUGGCAGAGAUGCUAAAAAUAUUUGUCCAAGAGGCUGCUGUGAGGUCACAGAAACAAGCUGAAUCUGAGGACUGUGACCAAGUAGAUAUUGAGCACUUUGAAAAGAUCCUACCUCAGCUGCUGCUGGACUUCUAGCACAGUGAUGCCACAAGGUGGAGCCACAGUGCUGCCUUCAUGUCCCUACUGCAGUCCUACAGCUUCAGUUCCUGCAACUACAAGUUCAGUUUAACUGGUGUUUAUUUUUUCUUUAUAAAUGCAAUUUCAUAAUCACCCAAAUCUGCGAUUACACUAGAAUUUUCAUUCUGUAUUCAUUUGAGUUGUGUGAUUUUUAAGUAGAAAGCAGCAGUGCUGUCCACACUCCUCCAUCCCACCACCAAUAAGGCCCACCUGUGCUUCUCUGUGCAACAACAGGUGCUUCCAGCAUGCUCCAUGGCGCCCUUCAUCAAAGCCUCCUGGAGCAGUUGGAAGCAAUUAGAGUAAUAAGGGGAGCAGCCAGUCCCUUAGAUGAUGACAAGUGCCAGGAAAAAAGGAGUACCCCCUCCGGCCACUUUGAAGUUCCCUUUUGCUGUCCUGCGAUGUUUAGUUAGAGGUGGGGGGAAGGGCAAAGGGGACCUCUGGCACAGGGGGAAAGUUGAAUGGGAGUGUGCGUGCACGAAUGUGUGCGUGUGUUAGCCAAACAUGGCAAGAGACCACACGCAUAGAUAUUCUGUUUGAAAGGAAACAUAACAAAACACAUUGGAACAUGGUCCAAGAAGAGCAGGGUGUAAUUCUGAAGGUAAAUAAACAAAAGAGGCGAGUAGUAGAGGUGCUUUCUCUCCUUUCAUCACAGCAGAGGGGGGAAGUUAGGACUGCAAGGGAGAGAGUAAUGUGGGGUUUUCUAACCCAAGUGCCUCUGAUGGUUUUCCACCAGUGGUGUAUUUGACCAACGUGUCUUCACUAUGAGUCAGCAUAGCUGUACAACAUCUCACACUAUUUAUUUGUGUGGCUCUCGGGUGACUCACUGUGCUUACAAAUGCUGCUCAGAUACAGCUGGAAGCAACUUACACUUAAGUCAAGAGCCCAGGCUUUGGUAGGCGCUCAAGGACGCAGCACCUGGAAUUUGACCCAGCACCUUUUUAGUAUGGCCCAGAUUGGAUUCGUGUUUCCCACGAGUAACUUCAACAGCAGGCCUUCAGGAAGUUUGGUUGAGUGAUGUUUAGAUGAAUGAUGCUAUGAAAACCAUUAAAAACUACUUUUUGUGAAGAAAAUAAUUUGUAGGGUUAAUAAUUACAGUCUUUAAUAGCAGCAAGUCUUGCCCUCUAGUUUCAUUAAAUACUGUAAACUGCAGAGCCACUGCUUUGACGAACUGCUCAUUCAGUUGCAAUGCUGCAAGCUGACUCCCAUUUUAUUAGCAGAUACGGGACCUAAUGAUCUAAUUACAAAAACAAUACAUCCUCACUUAUUACAAUGGUAAAAUACACAUUUUAUUAUAUAGUAACUGUGGUGUAUAGCUUUUUGGAGGUUUACCAGAGCUGAGAUGGAUCCUCUCCAACCGUUAAUCCUUGCAGAUGAAAUAAAAACAAUUAUUCUCUUGGA